UAAAUUCUUAUAAGCAACGGCUCUCAGUGUACUUGAAAGCUUCACAUACAUAUGUCGUGUCAAUAGUUGUCUGAAUUUGUUGUAUUCUUUUUAGAAAAAGAAAUGAAAAACAUAUAAAGCGUUAUAAAUCAGAUGUGCCGGUCCUUUGAAGUUUAUCUAUAAGUUUUUAUUUAUCUGUGUACAUGCGUUUUUUGUUUGCACCUACAUUCACACAUAAAUUCCAACAAAUUUAUGCGAGUAUAUAGGGAAUUUGUGUAGUAUCUAAAUUUAUUUCUAUACAUGAACUCAUACAAAUUCCGAAGGAGGAGUACCAGAACGCAAGGAAACACAAGUAUAAAAAGUGAACAAAAAGCACUAUUCUAUGGAAAUAGUAAAGCAGAGUAACAGACUACCAGAGACGAGAAAAGAAAGGAGGCACAAUAAUGAGACGAGACAACAAAAUAUAAAGUAAUAUAGGCCGCAGCAUCAUCAUAUCAUAUUCACUUAAUCAGCAGUGAUCAUACCUAAAACUGAAAACAGAAAACUGAAAACAGAAAACAGAAAAAUGAAGUAACCAAAAGUGAAGUAAAGUUGAAGUUACUCGCAAACCAGAAUAACAAGAAUUUUGGUACCUGUUUGUCGGUAUGUGCAGUGCCGUGCCGUGUCGUGCCGCUGAUGUUGAAGUAGAAGUCGGUGUCAGUGUCGCUGUCGCUGUUGUUGUUGUUGUCAGUGUCGGUGUCGGUGUCGGUGUCGGUGUCGGUGUGUAUAGAAACUGAAAGGUAGACGUAGAUUCGUUGGUGCGGCUCGUUGUUUUGUGUAUUGUAGCCAUAUUCAAAAGAAUUUAGACUUUGUGCCAAGCCAAAUCGAAAUGUAAAUCGCUAAAAGAAAAGAGCAGGUCAGAUUUACACGAUAAAUACAAAAAGAAAAAAAUAAUAAAAACAAAAAGUGAGAAGUAAAGAAAACAAGUAUCUGAAAUGUUGAAGAUUUGUUAUAGAAUGCGUUGUAUCAGACGUAAAUAAGUGUGUAAGCGCCCAUUUCCAUGCGCAGCACAUGGAGGCAGUAGUGAGCGUACUAUUCAGUAUUCAGUCUAAUCUCACAAACCAGUGCGAAAUGUCGAUCAUUCCACUUUGGUGAAUUGUUGAAUUGCUGUUGAAUUAUUUUUGCAUUGAAAUAAAUAGAAUAAAUAAAACUCAGAAUUCAUAACUAUAAAUUUUUUUGAAACUUGUGUAAAUUUUUUUAUUAAAAACAAAACAAUUUUGAUAUAACGAAUGUUUGCGUCAUUUUAGUAGAUGCAAUAUAAUGAAUGCGUUCUUAAAUAGAUAAUAGACAAGUAAAUCAAAAACAAAGUUUGAAAAUAUCUACAAAAAAAUAUACGCAUUAUUACAUUUAAAUGUUAUCGACUGUUGAUAGUUUUGGUCCUGUGACGGGUCCGUCGGCUGCACUUGCAUAUGCUCAUCAUCAUCAUCACCAUCACAACACAUAUACAAUUGCUGCCAUUGCAGCCGCAAAUGCCACAAUACCACAAACUCCACUUCUGCAGACAGUACCCACCAAAGCGGAGCACCUACAACAAAGUCAUCUUAUACAGCAGGCACUCAUAGCUACACCCAUAAUUACAGCACCUUUUGUGGACUCCCUUACAAAUAAAUUUUUAAAGCAAAAUGUUUCAUUGAAUAGUUCGCAACACUUGAACCAAUUAAGUCACACCUAUAUACCACAAACAAUCAAUAACAAUUUAAAACGUUUGAAGUUGAAGGAAGACCUCGAGUCUGACAUGUCUAUUAACACUUUUUUGCAACCAAAUCCAAAACAGCACCGAUUUAAUGGCACCAUUCCAGAGAACCAAAGCUCCAAAAAUUGUUAUCAACAACCCAUUAGUAAUAAUAACAAUUACUAUGCGAAUGAUAACUCUGGCGCCAUGAACUUAGUUACGACUGGUGCAAAUUCCAAUAGUUCAACCCACAAUCUAGAACGUGAUCAUUCUACAUCAUGUUCACCAGUCGACAUCGAAAAUGAUGACAGCAUGUCACCGCAUAGCAUUCCUGCACCCACGCGAAAACCUGUUGAUAUAGCUUUAAUGCACCAACCUCUGGCAUCCAAUGAGCCAACUAAUAUAACAGCUACAAAUGCUUUGCCAACAACUUAUCCGUUUAAUUACGCUCACUUGUACGCAAACGGUGCAGCAUUGUACAGUGCACCUCUUGUAUUUUCCGCUCAUCAGACUCAUCACCAAACACCAAACGAUAUUGCCAGUUCACAUGAAACUUACUUAAAUGCUUUACAUGCUCAUCAUAAUAUUGAAUCUGGCGAAGCAAACUCAUUUUCAGCAGAGUAUAUCAAAGCUGCCAUGGCUGCUGGUAUACUUAAUUCAGCGCAAACCCACCAUUUAACUCAGUCACAUAAAAAUGUUUUGUCGUCAUAUAAAAGCAAUUCUGCUCUUCCAUUUACAAUGACGCCGGCAUACACCAGAACUACUAAAUCUCCAAAUACCUCAAAUAAUCAGAGACAAAAAUCUGAAAGCGAUACGAAAACCACCACUACUCCAAUGAUUAAAUAUUCCACGGGCACAUAUCUUAACGAUAAAGUCAAUAUAUCGAAUAACGAAAGCGGCACAAAUAAUUAUUUUAAAGUGCCCAAUGGCAAGGAAGGAUCACUUAAACAUCGCAUACUCACCCGUCCAACAAAUACAGAGUCACCAGAAAUUACAAAAAAUUCAGUCAUGAGAACCUACAACACUACUUCCAACUUUAUUAAAGGGUCUUAUAUUGAGUUGUCAAACGGUGUGUUGCGAAAAGUUGAGGACAUGCGAACUGAAGAUUUUAUAUCAUGUGCCGAACGCAGCCAGCAUCAUCAGCUAGCCGAAUCGACAGUGGUUAAAAUAACUUCCACACCUAAUAAAACUGUGGUUAUACAGUUUAGUUACGAUAAAAAUCGUUCGAAGGUGGACAUUGAAGUAUCUUCCGAUCAUCCUUUUUUCGUAUAUGGCCAGGGCUGGGCUUCCUGCAAUAUUGAAAAAUCCUUAGAAGCUUUUGGAUUAAAAUGUCAGCGACUUCAAGUUGGAGAUAUAUGCAUUUCCUUGACUCAACGAAAUCAAACAAAUAUAAGCAGAACACCAAAAUCAACUGUAGAGCAAUCAACUUCCUGGACUAAUUUAAGCAUGAAGCCGAGUAAUGCGAACGGAUAUACGCACAAUGAUAUCAAACUCAACUCUGAUCAUUUAGAUAUAAGCACAGAGCCAGAUAAUCUUUCUAUGCCUAAACCAACAAAAAAUGAUUUUCAACGUGGAACGCCAAAUAUGCCUAACAACAGCAUUUACACAGUUGCAAACCAAUCCGCUGACUCAAGCGAUCAAACUACUGAUGUUAUAUCCCGUAAACGACGUUGGUCUGCACCAGAGAGUUGAAUGAUUUGUAACACUUGUAUAAUAUUAAUAUAACAUCUUCAAGUAGUCACUAUUGAAUAUUCAUAUGGGAAAUAUUAAUAUUGUUUCUCAACAUGCAAAGAUUAUUGCACAAACCACAAAGACUGUCGCAAGAAAUAUUAAAUAAACGGGAUACCCAAACUACAUAUGAAGAUCUCAAAAUAUAAUAAGAUAACAGUACUAGAGAGUUCCGUAUAUGUCUUCCUCCUAAAGUUUACGAACGAUUUUUAAGUCGAUCAAAUUCAUUCUGUAAACUUAAUGUUAUAAUGUAAGGAUUUAGUAUUUAAGAUACGAGUAUAGUCAUGAUAAUUUAAUGUUCUCCUUGUAUAUAGCAUAAGUUAUUUUAUGUAAUAUUAAUAUAUAUGUGCA
Teleopsis dalmanni is the source of this 3769-nucleotide messenger RNA. RefSeq lists its product as uncharacterized. Gene Ontology annotation, biological process: regulation of DNA-templated transcription. The coding region runs from base 1370 to 3382 and encodes 670 amino acids. Lineage: Eukaryota; Metazoa; Arthropoda; Insecta; Diptera; Diopsidae. The transcript is spliced from 4 exons. Gene Ontology annotation, molecular function: protein binding; RNA binding. The record is from RefSeq and is a predicted model, not a curated record.